CCUGACAUGAGUUUUUCCUAUCAUCAUUCAACACUGGUUUGAAAGUGUAGGGAAUCAGGUAAGUACGUAGCGAAUUAUCAUGUAGUCGGUCGGACCACCUUGGUUUGCUUCGUUGGUCACAGUCUUUCGUGAUGGGCUUGUUGUCACCCGGGGAUACGAGUAUCCUUUUGCCUCGGAGCCCAAUCAGGCUGUCCUCGUUGCAAUGAGCCAGGUCGCAGUUACGUGGAAGGGCGAGAAAGGCGAAGGAAGAAAAAUGAACCCGGGUGGUUGGUCCUGGGGACGAUCGUUCUUGCAGCAGCAGGACCCCGUUGACGUCGCAGGAUUACACAGUAAGGACAUGAAGAUCGACAUGCCCGAAAUUAUGACGAGGGCAAGCAGCUGGGAGCGCAUACGAAAGCGAAGAAUACAAACGAAGCUACGACCAGGAUGUUGGUUAUCCUUUCUUCACGAGAUGAAAACUAUGAAAGAACGCAGAGCGGCUUGUUUUCUCGUAACACGUCCCACAAUAGCGAAUCUAGGUGGCUCCCGGGCGCUCAUCUUCACACUUUUCGUCCUUGCAGUUGCUUUUCUUCACCCCCUUCUCUAUUCUAACCUCUUCGCCCAGGCACAGAAGACGGUCGCGAGUCUUGGCGACCCCUGCGACUGCAAUCAGAACCACGACUAUUGGCAAACCAUGAUCGACACCAUGCUCCUGCACCUCACCCCGGAACUUCCGAACGCGCUGUUCGCGAAGGGGUCGGCGUCGGAGUCUUUCUUCGGGAAGCAGAGCUGCAUCUGGAGCUCGGACAACGAGGACUCGCACCGCCUGGCGGCGUUGUCCGACUGCAUUCCGGGGUUCGUGGCGAUGAAGAUUUCGUGUGUGCAGCACCUGGUCUGGAAGGCCUAUGAGGCCAUGACGGAGUCGAAGGACCCAGAGAACAACGACGAUCCGCUAUCCUGAGUAAAAACGUACCCACGCCAGAGUUGUAAUGCAGAUUCGCAAAGACAGGAUGACUUGUAAUGCGCAUCCCCAUGAGAGCCAUUUCCAAUCGUGUUUUGGAAUUUGUGAUGCUGUGAACAGGAUGAGCAGCUGGAUUUGUGACGCGGCUGCACUUGCUAACCUGCACUACACUGCAGCUUGUCAUGCGUGACUCACAAAACUCCUAGGUUUGUGUUGCAAAAUCCUCAUCCUAACUCUGGCGUGGGUACGUUUUUACUCAGGAUAUCCGCACUUUGUGGAUGCCAAAGCCAGCGUCGAUCUGGUAUGGCGCUCUCAACUGUUACAUUCUCAACUGUUACAUGAAUUUGUCAUGCAAAAACCGCAAUUGGGAAAGGGGCAAGCUUGCAAGUCUUGCAUCACAAAUUUGGCAUGGAUUUAGAUGCUAUUUAGCCCUUCGACAAUUUGUCAUGCGAAGCAGCUUGAUUGUCUUGCGGCUCAUGGUCAUUUUGCAUGACAAAUCAUGUAACAGUUGAGAAUGUAACGUUUGAGAACGCCAUAUCUGGCGCUGGGGCACAUGGCGGAAGUGUUGCGGACCGCGGCGUUCGGGAUAUAACAGUGCACAACUCCCCCUCCCCCUCAUUUGUCAUGCAAAAUACCCAAUCCACCCUUUGCCUCUUGGCAUUGUUUGCAUGACAAGUUCUGGUAGCCCAAAUAGCACUACACUCCACUGCAAAUUUGUCAUGCAAAAACAGCACUCUUUCUCUUGCUGAUGCUUGUAUUGCUGUUCAUGCUAUACAAAUGAGGGGGAGGGGGAGUUGUGCACUGUCAUACGGGAAAGAUUGCAUGGACGAGUCUGUGUGGCCGGUGUCGAUGAACGAUAUCUACACCAACUACAUCCGCUUUUACCGCACCCACAGCUACUACCGCGUCACCGAGAACAUGCUGAAGGCCCUGGUCUGGGUGUCCGAGACCUGCGCGACCUCCGCCGAUUGCGUGGGCGGCAACGUCGCCGGGCGUAGGUGCAAGCACGGUCGGUGCGUCGCACCCGAAGAUCCGGGGCUGCUUGCGGGAAAGGAUUCGGACGUGCAAUACUUCUGUGCGCAGCCCGGGGGCUAUCUGGACGGGGCGGGCCGUUGCUGGCACAUGGGCAACGAAGGAGAAUCGUGCAACGAAGUGUGCGAAUAUGCGGGAUCGAGGCCCGACCCAGCGUACUUCCCCGAUAAGCACCGGCACAUGACGACACCAAUAUUGCGGGCGAAGAGCGAGAGUGUGGUAUAGUACACAGGAAGCGUGCUGUUUAUUUUUCUUGUAGGUUCGGCCUCGGCAGCUUCCGGUGUUGGGUUUCUUUUGCUAGUGUUCUAACUAGGGGAAAGAAGCAGACGCACUAUCUACCUACCGCAUUGACGUAUCAUCGUCAACAUAAAAAUUCUCAUCCAGGUAAUCCUGUUGAUGAACGAUCCCUGGAUGGAGCAGGAGUGCUACGUGCGUUCACAAAGCCGUUUCCACCCAAGCAUCGAGAUCCCGCCCGCGUUGCGCGAGCGGCACCAGCUCCCGGAGAAGGAGGACUUCAGAGACCCGAACUGCUUGCUCUCCUGCCAGUGCGAAAAAAUCGCCGUCCGCCUCGACCAGAUCGGCACGGAGAAGGAAAAGCCUUUUUCCGAUUGCGUGUAUGACAUCCGGCACAUGUGUGUGUCCGAGGGAAUUUUUCGGCAGUCCGUCAACUACCACGAUCCCGAUGCUUUCGAGGAGGGCGGCAUGUUCCGCGCUUGUUCCGAGGUGGGGCAAACGCUGUUCAAGUUCGACAUGAGUUCCAAGCUCUACCCCGAGCACCCGAUUGCCACCGACAAGGUCGCGUUCCUGCUCCCCGUGACCUUCAAGCUCACGUCCACCUGGCACGGGCUGCAUUCUCUGGUCGCGCCGUUCGUCAUGCUGUACCUGGAGCCGGAAAAGUACGGGUUUUGGCAAAACGGGCAAAAAGUGGACCUCUUCCUGAUCAACCAAAACCUCGAGCGCGAUGUGGAGCACUGGAACAAACUUUUAGGGUACGACACCAUGAAGUUCGACGGCAGGUACGGCUGGUUCGCGCGCUUCCUGCAGGCUUUCGAGAAUGCGAACGUGAUUUCCCAAGGCUACGAAAACAUCAACCAGUGUUACGACAAGGUCGUGUUCGGCCACGAGCUGAUGAUGUACAGCGGCGGGGGCUACACGACGAAGGAGCACGUCCAGUUCUUCACGCGGAAGAUGAAGAACUUUUUCCUCGGCGGCGGGCUGCAGCGCAAAGGCGCAGCCAUGCUGGCGGAGGGGCGAGACCCGGAAGAAAAGCCGUUCUACCGCGGGCGCGCGAAGGGCGGGGACGAAAACGACGCGAACACGGUCUACACCUUCAUCGAGGAAAACGCCGACCAGGCGCGCGCGAGGAGGGCGCGGGAGGAGGAGAGACGGGGGCCACUGGUCGAGUUUUCGGACCCGCGGGACGGCUUCGUCGUAAAACUGCGGAAGGACGAAUUUUUGGAAACAGUUCACGCUCCAACAGAUGAGAGCAGCGGAGAAGGAGCUUCUGCUGGUACUAGUAGUGGUGCUCCACCUGCUCGCAUUGUCGAUGUGAACUGGCGGUUCAAGUCGGAGAAGAAGCUGUUUCUCGUGCAGGACCGAAUACCGGGGAAGUCGUUUCACCGGUUUGUGGAAAACAUGAACGACGUCGUACGUUACAUCGAGCUUGCGCUGGCGCUCCCCGGUCGCGAGGACGAGUGGGUGAUCGAGCGCCACGACUUUGCCGCGCUGGACUUCGUCGAGCAGGCCCGUCUCGCCAGCAAGUCGCGCAUCAUGUUCGGUGCGCACGGCGACGGGCUGGCGUGGGGCUUGUUCAUGGAACCGAACUCCGUCGUGAUGGAAGCCGUGCCGAUCCGACGCGGGGGCUACCAAGUCUGCGACGAAGGGCGGAACAAAAACCGACGGGGAAUUUUUGGCGGGCUACUCAAGUUCGCAAAGGAUGUCACACACGUACUUAUUGCUGAUUUACCAAUCUAGGUUUUUUCUUUUUGUUGAUGGCGUAAGUACCUACGUUAAGUGCUGCCAGCGUAAAGCAAAGGUCGCUGAAGUUUUCUAUGUCACAGUUGCAAUGGAUCGUGGAUCAUGCCACAAAAAGCGGCGAGACCACAUGAGCACCUUCAUCUGGGAAGAUGAUCACCGAGAUUCAAAUCUAGAUCAGAAUUCCAUUUACCUCCAUCACAGAUUUGCUGGGCGAACCCGCGGGGCGAGAAGUCGGCGAUCAACAUAACGACCGAUGUGUACGAUUGGAAUUGGCGCAUGCUGAACCUGGACAUUGACAUGAUGAAGCUCGCGCACUGGCUCCGCGUGGCGCUGUGGACGGUGAACGUAGGGUUAACCGAUGCGGAGUAUGCGCACGUCCAGAACGCGCUCGUCCAGUUUUACCAGGAGAAGGGCGAAUUUCCUCCGGCCUGGGGGGAAAUGAACGAGCAGCUCGCGGCCAUGAACCAGCAACACGGCUGAAGUGCUUGUCCUUGUGAUGAGUUCUGGGCCGCAGUACUUGGAGGACUUCGGUUCAUCUUUUAUGCAGUUGUUGAGCUUCAAUGUAUGAGUUAUCGUUUUCAUCGAGCUUCUUGAACUUCUUUUCGUCUACUUGGACUUCGUUAUCGGAAACCUCUCAAAAUGAAUUUCAACAUUAACGUCAACGAACUCGUGUAGUCACCAUCCACAUUUACAAUUUCUGAACAUCGCAUUCGUUCCGCGCUGCGCAUAUUGGAUGACAUACAAGAAAAGCAUACUGUGUCCUCUCUGGUAGUCUCGUAGAAUGCACUAGGCUUGGACACUUGGAGAAGGUGGUCCAGCUUGUCAAUUUCACCAAGAGUCGUAAGUACAGCAAAGAACAAAGUAGACAAGCGAUGUAAUGUCGCUAUUUGUUGCAUCGAUCCUGUUUGGGGUCCUCCCAGAAGACGCACAUUUAU
Messenger RNA from Amoebophrya sp. A120, 4884 nucleotides. NCBI's taxonomy places the organism in Eukaryota, Dinophyceae, Syndiniales, Amoebophryaceae. The record is from the annotation of a GenBank genome assembly.